UAAAUGAUCUCUCUUUCUGGUGACACACACUUUAAUAUGUGUGACUUCACCUUCUGGACACACGUGACAGAGCCCAUCCACGCAUCAAAACACUGAGUUUCGGUGUGACUGCAUCACAGCUCAGUGGGUCUCAGGGACCAUUUGCGUCGCCAGUGCAUUGCAGCUUUAACCGGUCCAUCAUGCCUUGCGGUGUCCCAGUUCUGUUCCGAUGUAAUUUACAAGCUUUAUGGGCUUCUCAGGAGCGGAGCAGCGGGCUGUAGGCAGAGCAGGAUGUCCGAGGAGUGGACGGACGCGUGUUUACAUCCACGGAUCCUGUAAAAGGGGACACACGCGCACACACGCACACGCACCAACACUCGGAUGCAGACUCGGAUCGGCGCGGUAAUAAACAAAGUCCCGCAUGUGACCCGCAUAACAUGCAUUGGAAAGUAGCGUGUUUCAGUCCGGAUAAACACUGAGGCUGCAGCACAACAGGAGAGCCCCAAAUGCGCAGACACACAGGGAUCUGCGGCUGAAAAAAGGAUGGACAGUAAAACAUUAUUAGCACCCAUUUGUGGUGUAGAAGAAUGAGGGCCUCUGGAUGAAGGCCAUGGAGCUAAAAGUGUGGGUGGACGGAGUGCAGCGCAUCGUUUGCGGGGUCACAGAGUUCACCACAUGCCAGGAAGUUGUCAUCGCUCUGGCACAAGCCAUUGGACGCACUGGUCGAUAUACUCUGAUAGAGAAAUGGCGAGAUACGGAGCGUCACUUGGCUCCACAUGAGAAUCCUGUGGUGUCCCUCAACAAGUGGGGUCAGUAUGCCAGCGACGUCCAGCUCAUCCUCCAAAGAACUGGCCCAUCCAUUAGCGAGCGGCCCACCUCUGACGGGCAGGGUCGAGUCCCAGAGCGCGGCUUCUACCGGCAGAGCCUCCCACCUCUGGCCAAGCUCCGCCCCUCAGCGGCAGACCGCUCGCUCAAACGGAGGGAACCAAAACGCAAGUCUCUGACCUUCACUGGAGGGGCCAAAGGUCUACGGGAGAUAUUUGGGAAAAGUAGAGAUGCUGAAGCCAAACAGCCGCAGCAGCGUGGUGUGAACCUGAACCUGAGCAGAGUUGGAGGUAGUGGGACAACAUCUGUACCUGGGAGUCCAUCCAGGGAGCUGAGCCGGCUGGUGCAGCUGCAGAGAGACAAACUGCAGGCCCUGGAGAGUCGUCUGCUGGGCUGUGAGGUCGAGCUGCGAGACUGGGAGGAGGCCGCCAGUGAAGCCAAUGAAAGAGGAAACCUUGAGGAGGAGCUGCUGCUUUUAGAGCAGCAGGUGAGAAGGAACGAUGUGGAGAUGGAAGAGGAGGAAUUCUGGCAGAAUGAGCUGCAGAUUGAGCAGGAGAGUGAACGGCAGCUGAGGCAACAGCUCGCUGAACUUCAGGGCCGGGUGCGCGAGUGUGAGACCAAGCUUUCAGAGUAUUUAACACACAUACAGAGCAUGGAGUCUGGGUUGGAGCAGGAACGUCUGCAGCAGGAGACUGAGCUUAACCACAAGCUCAAUGAGGAAGAGGUGCAAACCCAGCUGGAGAAGGUAAGGGCAGAGCUGGAGAUGCAGAGCCAACACACAGCACGGCUGGAGAGCAGCUGCAGGGCGUUGGAACGCUCACUUGGCCAGUCCAGUAAGAGAUUACAGGAAAAAGAGCAGGAGCUGGAGCAGCUGACAAAAGAGCUACGACAGGUCAACCUGCAGCAGUUCAUUCAGCAGACUGGUACCAAGGUCACGGUGCUGCCAGCUCAACCUACAGGAGAAAACAGCAACGAGGUGGAGUCUGGCUCUCUGAAACGACUUGGCUCCUCUCGUCUCUUACCCAGUGACCUUCGCACCCUUCAAAGCACCGUUUCCUCCAGCCUCAACCCCGAGGGCAUCUAUGUUUGACCCAAAACUGUCCAGGAGACAUUUGCAGGAGACAUUAUCCAGGCAGCAGGUUGGCCUGCUGUCACUAGGACUGUUCCUGAAUCUGGAAGGCCAUUAAAUUGACUCUAAAAACUGCCCAAAUGUUUUUGAGCAAAGGCAAUGAAACGCGGCCAGCUCCAGGAACACCUAGCAUGGACGAACAUUGCACAGGCCAAAUGCAGUGGGGCAUCAUGAGAGACAUUACAUCUGUUUUGCAUCUUUUCCUGCACUGCCUCCUCUUUCAUCGCAUAAGGAGUGAAACUAAAACUGAUGUCAGUUUCCAUUUGUAGACAUUGACAUUUGGUUUGGGUGAUGACCUUGUGGAUGAAAAAUGAAAACCAGCAUUCGUAUCUUUGUUUACUGAGGACUCCAGGGGAAGCAGUGGAGACAUUCUUAAUUUGUAUGCUGGAUAUAACCGAACAGGAGAGCGUUCAUCAGGACGAGACCUUUAGCCACAUAUGUAAACACAUGCAUAGCCAAAAACAAGCAUGCACAAACUCUUGACAUCGCACCUGUGCUAUACCCAUAGCCAUAAGUGAUUGCCUUACUCUGGUAUUUUAAAGCCAGAUGUCAAUAAGUUUAAUGUUAAAACAGAACUCAAGGUAGCUACUGAACACUAUGCGCCAUAUAAAUUGCUAAAUCUUCCCAUCAAUUCAGGUGAAUUGUCCUAGUCAUGGUAAUUGAUGUCAAUAUAACUCAACAUUGGCUCAAUCCUUUUCUUUUUUUCUGUAUAAGUUUGCAUUUUUAUAAUUGAUUUGAAGAAGAAAUAAAUUUGUCUCAUAUUUUGUUUGUUUUGACACAAAUGGAAAAAUCUUUAACCUUUAUAUUUAUAAAUGACACAAAAGAAACCAAGGAGAAAACACAUUUAAUGGACCGAGGAGUAACAUCAACUAUUUGACAUUUUUGGUAAAAUAGUGCGGCUGCAGUUUGGCUCUCUUCUGGCUCGUAUUGAGCAAAAGCCAUUAAUCUCUUCCUUUCUGUUUCAGUUGAACUUGUUUUCCAAAAGCUUUGAGAUGUGAAUGGAGUGUUGAGUGAUUAUAGAGGCCUUUGAGCCUGGAAAAACUUAAGGAUAAUGAAACAAUGACUUUAUACCCAGACUGACCACUGGGUGGCAACAAAAUAUAUGAGGUGAGAUUUGACAGAGUGAAAGUUACUCCUUGAGUCAUUUGACGUUGACUUUAUUCGUUUUAUCAGUCGUAUGACUAUACAUAUGUUUUGUACAUGGUCAUCUGAGGUGCCAUGUCACUGUGUUCAUUCAGCACGGAACUAACAGGCUUUAUUCAUUUGUCUGAGUUGUAUCUGACAACAUUUAACAAACUAAAGAUGUCUCUUCUGAACCAAAGCUAGUGUGAUAAAACAUUAAUAGUUAGAUGAAUGUACUUUUUAUGUGUAUGCAAUAUAUGAAUUGUGCUCAUGAAGUGUACCUACAGUAGCUGUCUCUUAACAGUAGUUUCUUACAUUUUUCAUGAUUUAUUGUGGUUAGGUGUCAUAAUAGAGCGCUGUCUCAAAGAAUAACCCAGGUUGUGUCAGAAAGUUUCCCUGAAAGGAAAGUUAUACUUACUCAGUGGAAUAUGAUACGUCAGACAAGUGAAAACCUUGACAUUAAUGCAUCUCCAGCUCUACGGGAGUUAGCUCUUACUGUAUUUAUUCAUUUCACAUCAGGAAAUAAAGGAAGUUUUGUCAUUUUCUGAUAUUAGACUGACAAACUGCAUUAGAAGAAGCAUGUCUAUAGUAGCCUAUUUGUGCAAUGAAUGUAUAAUGAGUGGAUUCCUCCCCCACUUUGAAGGAUUUUUGAGUUGUUUGCUCUGCAGUGUAGAGGUAACCGGAGGAAUUCACAUCACAACUUGCUAAACUAUUCUCACAAGAUGUUCAUUGACAGACAGAUUUUUUUUUCCUCCCGCCUCAGUAUGCAGUACUGUCGUCAUGGCAACACCUUCAGCUGUAACAUGAAGACUGUAACCCGCCGAUGAAGGAAUCACAGCCCUCGCUCACUGAAAGUUUUACAUAAUGGCAUGCCUUACUGAAGAAAAACUGUAAAUAACGUCUACAUAUCACACCGGUCUAUGGACUAUUUUAGUCUGAAAUAUGCAGAGUGCUACAGAGGUUAUUAAUGCUGCUGUUCAGGAGGCAGCUUCGUGUGCAUGCAAUGAUGUGUGAUUGGUUUGGUCUGGACUCCAAAUUAAUGACUACCGAGCGUAUAACAGUUCACCUGAGAUUUAUUUUGUUUCUGGUUUGUUUUGGUCCUUAUUUCCUUGUUGACAUUUACACUGAAGGAGAGUUGAGUUUUUGUAAAGAGCAGACAGUCUAGUGUGUACUUGCUAAAAAAUGGCAAAACAUGAACAUUAUUCUCCUCUGUUCCAUUUAUUUGCAAACACAAUGUGUGUGUGUGUGUGUGUGUGUGUGUGUGGUGUUAAAAAUAACCAUGCUGCGUUGAUAAAUGACAAAAGGUUCACUUACAUUGCUCCUUUUUUCGUGCUUCAAGCUCGGAGACAUUGCUGGUAAUUGGUUUCUGUUGUGCCAUCAACGGUGCUUUUUAAUAAAAGUACAUAUACAAAUGAGAUGAUGGAGCCAUUAUGGAAAUGGCCAUCAAGUGGCUGUGAAAGCUGUUAUAGAAAUGUCGCAGCUCAGGGAUAUUUCAAGACACAGAAUUACCCAGACAGAAGUGAGCAGAGAGCAAUUAUGGAUAAAUGCAGCUCAUGAUGUCCUGAGCCAUUUGAUGAGAAUGAAUCGUAUACAUUUGCGCUCAUGGAGACUUUACCAGCUCUGAGACGCAAGAAAACAGUUCAAGUGUUGUUGAUGUUCUGAUGGAGAUCAUAUAAGUGAUGUUCUAUUGUAGCCAUCGGGUUAGUAACGUAGCUCUGUUUCUUGAAACACCCCUCACACUGUUUACACGAUCACUUCACUGUAAACACUCUGGUCAAAGAACCAGCACUUGGCUAACAUCACUAUCCUUUCACUAAACAUCUUAACUUCGUACUAAGAGAGAAAAGUGUUUGUAUUAUGGUUAUUAUAAUUUUGUAUUGUUUACUUACAAAUGCACCUACUGUAUAUUUUUGGCUUUCAAAAAUGUAAUAUUUCUUUGGGGUCAUAAAUUAUCCACUGUGUAUGAAAGACAUGAAAAUCCAAUGCAAGGACAAUGUAAAAUAUAUAAAUAAAUAAAUAAUUAAAACUUAUAUUUGAAAAUAUGGCAGAAACUAAUAAACCACCAUAGAGUGAUAAAUGUUCUGAUUCUUUAUUAUUUAAAUGGUAAUUUCUUAUUAAUGCUUUGUAAAUGGUGACAUUAGAAAAGAGAUAAGACCGUAAUAUGUGACAGACUUCCAGUAUCGCUUCAUUUUUCACACUUGAAAUCAAAAUACUUGUCACUAUUUCAAGUGCUGGUAUUCUCUGUUGGAAAUGCUAGUGACAAUCAUCCCACCAGAGAAGGCUGUCUGAUUUUUUUCUUUUUUUUUUCCUUGAGUAAUGGUGUCUGAGUCUUGCAGUAGAGAAAAGCCACUGCUGAAUCCCAAACAAGUAAGAGACAUGAGGGCAACGUUUGCAGUUGUUUAAAUGAGAUGAGAUAAAAGCAUGAUGACCUUCUGUAAAUCUGCAGAGGAUAAAAACAACUUAAUUUUUAAUAUGUUUAGGAAUAGUGGGAAGCAGAGCCUCUUUACCUGCUCUUCAGAAGUCUGCCAGGAUUGCUUUCAGCUCUCCAGUCAUAGGCUUUGUGUUAUAAGACAGACAAACUACCUGCAAGACAGGACUAGAAGUUUCUCCAAAUAAGAAACUCUGAUGUCAGGUUUAUUUUCUACUUUGGAUGAACACUUUUGAUACUUUACAAAGUUUGAGAACUUCGGUUAUCACAUUUCUUGUGAAGAAAGUCAUUUGUCUCUCAGUGUCCCCCCAGUGUAUUCCUGCUCUUACACUUUAAAUGAAGCUCAACAGCUGGGUCAGGGGGGCUCUGAUUACAUCUGUGACCCUCUCACACAAGGCCAUACUUAAGAUGUGUAGCCUAAAACACUGUAAGACCAGCCAACAGGUUGCAGUUGUCGUCUGUUGCCUAAAAGUGCCAUCAUUAGAUUUAAUAGUUUGCCAUUUUUAGCACCAUCACUUUUAGUGGUCGGUGCAUUAUACAGUAUAUCUCAUUAGGGAAUAAAACUCCUAAGUAAGUGACAGCAGCUCUCAGCAGGCAAGCAGGAACCAGCCAUGCCUCCAGCUAUUAAAAUACUACAGCAUUACUCCAUUUAAGACCUUUUCUUUUCAGAAAUGAAGAAGUGAGGAUGUUUAAAAUAAAGACACAAAAGAGGAAAAUGUAAAAUGAGGGACAUUUAAGCAGGAGUUGGUUUAUUGUUUACAUUAAAAUGGUGUAAAGGAAUAAAGGAUCUUAUCUCUGCAG
Sphaeramia orbicularis (orbiculate cardinalfish) is the source of this 6284-nucleotide messenger RNA. RefSeq names its product Ras association domain family member 8b (gene rassf8b). Gene Ontology annotation, biological process: signal transduction. The transcript has 9 exons. NCBI's taxonomy places the organism in Eukaryota, Metazoa, Chordata, Actinopteri, Kurtiformes, Apogonidae. The record is from RefSeq and is a predicted model, not a curated record. The coding region runs from base 581 to 1894 and encodes 437 amino acids.